GCCGAUUAUUGAGUUAAUAUGAAUUAUAAUACAGAAUGACGCGUGACCCAGUUCUAGCAACCUUGACCUUGUACUCCAGCUUGUAAGUAUAGAUAAGUCAGGCAUGUUAUCGCUAAGCACCGAAAUGGACGGAAUAUCGUGUAGUGUCUAGGUGUGCAGUAUUUGUGCAUUAGUUACACAUACACGUCGAAAGUGUCAUGAAGGAAAGCGGAAGACAAAUCAUUGCGAUACAUACUGAGCUGGACUAACAGGUAUUUGGAUUCAUUUUUGUGAGGGCAAACAUUUUGUGUUGUUGAAAACACAAUGUUUAAAUGCCCUAUCAGAAGAUGAACUUGUCUGGGCAAGCAAUUUAUGCCCCCAAAAAGGUAUAUUUAUCAAAAAGUUUAAGCGACAGUCCACAGGCCCCCGAGGGUGAAGAGAAGACCGGAGAACCAGCAGAAAAUCAACCUGUAAUCGACAACAUGUUUGAAAUACAAUCUCGGGAGUUCUUGUCACUGUUUGGGCAGCCCAAUGCUAUCCCAAAGACAUUUUGUACCUCUAGUUCUGGUAGCGGUCAAUACAUUGUAAACAGUACUGGACAUGGGCAUUAUGCUUAUCCUCAUAUGGAUAAAGAAACUGACCAACAACAAUUAGAGAGUUAUCUACCUUCUUCCCCUAAUUCUUUCCCUGGCCUUCUCUCGUCUGUGAUCAAUUCCAAUGGAUCUAAUUUGCCGUCAUUGGCAAAUACUUCUUUUCAACGUCAACAUUCCUUUGUUACAAGUUCCAAUGACACUAAUUUUCUACCUUAUACAUAUUAUUCAAAGGGACUUGAUAGCCAGAUGCCUCUACCGAAUACCAGCCAAGUUUCUGUGAUUAUGAGCCAAAUGACUUCGGUGAAUGAAGAGGAUAAAUUGUCUUCUGUCUUGAAUACUUCACCGGUGCCUUCUGUAAUUUCUAGCCAAGUUUUCUCAGUGAAUGCCACUGAUUCAUCUAGCAAGAAUAUUAACCAAUCGUCUUCUACAAUUGUAAGCCAAUCAUCUUCAAUGAAUAGUAACCAUUUUUUACCAGUGAAUGCAAGCCAAACUUCUUCCAUGAAUGGUAGCCAAGUGCCUUCUGUAGUGAAUAUUAGCCAUGCUUUCUCAGGGAAUCCUAGCCAAACAUCUGUGAAUGAUAAACAAGUGUCCUCUGUAAAUGUUAGCCAAGCGUCUUUUGUAACAAGUGCCAGCUGUUUUGUACAGAAUUCAUCCAUCAAUUCUUACAAUGCCUGUCAGUUUCUGUCUCCUCAAAAGGAUUCUGAUUCUGACCAGGUUUUACCAGGCAUUGGUGUUGUUACUAUGGAACCCGAAACCACCGGAAACAACGAAAGGCUGGAUACAUUAAAGAAUUCAAAAUAUAUUGAACAGCAGUUGGUGAGUAGCUCUUUAAAUGUCAGCCAAACAUUUACCACGACAAGUAGUGUAGGUGGAUGUGACUCAACUCAAAGUCCCAUAGGACUUAUAAACUCACCAGAGAGUUGGACAUUUUCACCACUUGUGCCGUUUAAUCUGUCCCAUGAUAGUUAUGAUGAAUGUAGUGUUAGUCCAUUCCCAGUCGGACCAGAAUUAACUAGUGACUCAACGCUAGAUCUGUUAGAGAGUGAAGUUAAAACCCCUGUGUCAGUAAGCAAAGACAUAUCAGAUGAUGAACCAUUAAGUAACACUGCUAAAAACAGUACAUACAGCACCAUGACUUGGGCUCAGAGAUAUGGAAUCAACGUUAAAGCUAAACUCAAAAAGCCCCCCAGUUCCAGACAGCCGUUCAACAGAGUCAGUCUAGCAGAUAUUGAAGAAUUUUCCGUUAAAAAAUCAGCAGGGAAACGAAAAACUGUAGUUCAAAGUUCAAAUAACACAUUACUUGGACCUACACAACCUAAGAAACAGUUUGAAUCUCCAGUGAAAGAGAAUUCCAUAAAAAAUCAAGUGGUUUGUUCAGAUUCUACUUCUGUGAUAUCGUCGUCCCAGGUGUCGUCAACAAAUAUGAAUCAAGAUCUUUCUCCAAAAGGGUCCGAUGAGGGUCAGAAUAAGAUGUUAAUGGAAUUGUUCCCUAUGCCUUCGAGCACAUCAGAUGUUUUGACAGUAACACAAAAAAUGUGUAAGGCGGAUGAGGAGGAUAGUUACAAGAUUAGUAGUACAGGAGGUACCAGUGACUGUGUACGAACUCCCGGCUGUGAGGCCUUUUGUCAGGUGUGUGGGGACAAAGCGGCAGGGUUCUACUGUGGAGCCUUUAUCUGUGAGGCGUGUAAGAAAUUCUUUAUGAGAGCCAGUAAGCUGGAGAAGAUAAAGUAUGUGUGUCUGCGGGUACAGAAGUGUGUCAUCACGAAGGAAAGUCGAGUCCAGUGUCAAUACUGCCGAUUCCAGAAAUGUCUUAGUCUGAAAAUGUACUGUCCAGGUACAGGUGAUAGCAAGAAAAAAGACAAGAAGAUUGGGGAGAUUCCAUGUCGAGUGUGUAGUGCCCCGUCCUCGGGAUUCCACUUUGGGGCACUUACCUGUGAGGGGUGUAAGGGCUUCUUCAGGCGCAUGGCCAAGGAGAGAGAAUGUCAAAGGUACAAGUGCUCUAAGAAUGGUAACUGUGACGUCAACACUGUCACGCGGAACCUCUGUAAGGCUUGUCGUUAUCGCAAGUGUUUAGAGUCUGGCAUGUCCAUCGAAGGAAGCAGAAUUGGUCGCCAGCCAAAUUCCAUCAAGCAUGCAAUAUCUAUUGAAGCAGAGAAACAAGGGAAGAAUUUGUGUAAGGAGCAGGCAUUCGGUGAAAAGAUUAACAUCAAUGAUAUGAAGGCAAUGGUUACCACAGCCAUACCAGCCACAGCUGAGGAACUCGCAGAAAUAAAUUUGGAUAUAAGGCCAGAACAGUUGGACUUGAAAAAUAUAGAAAUAGACAUCAAAACUCAACAAGUGACUGCUCCAGAAAAAUGUGAUCUAGAUGUUACGCCUCUCCUGAUUGGCUCCUCAGAGAUAAAACUGGAGCCAAAAUCACCAAUAGCAAAGACUGUUAGUCCCGAGUCCUCAACAGACUGUGAAAAGACUUGGGAGAUUCUCAAUAAGUGUUCUGGUUGUAAUGAGGAACUAGAACACCUUCUACCAGUAAAUACUGAUAGUGAAGAAGAUGAAUUAAUGGGUUAUUUAUCGGUGAAAACAACAUGGACCAGUAUGAUGUCUUCAUUUGAACAUACAGCCAGAACACUCAUCAAAUUCUCGAAGAAAGUCCCAGGUUUCCGAGCUCUUUCGUUGGACGACCAAAUCAAACUUGUACAAGGCUCCAUCUACCCCAUCGUAGUCCUCAACUGUUCACGAAGUUUUGACAAUGAAACCAAACAGUAUAGCUACUUCAACUUCACACCUAGACAGCGAGAAGCCAUUCAUUCAUUCUUCCCAAUGCUGAGAAUAUUGUCUAGUCAUUUUAUACAUACCGGCAGUAUGGUGAAAUUGAUGAAUUUAAGUACGAUGGAAUACACUUUUCUAUCCAUUCUUCUGUUGUUGAAUGCAGAUGUUGAGGACCUUGAUGACUCUGAAAGUGUUCGUAAACUACAGAUGGACACAACCUUUGCCCUACAAUAUCACGAGGAAUCCAACUACCCUGACGGUAUGACACGAUUUGGGAUGUUGCUGGUGAGGCUAGCGGAACUACACUUCAUCCUGAUGCAGCACAACACGGCCAUCACUGUCAUGUUAAAGAAAAACCCGGAUCUGACUCUACCACAGAUGUACAAAGAAAUGUUUGGUGAAAAGGUGCUGGAAUCUUGACCCUUAGGACUCGGACAACCAGAGUCAUAACCUCAGAAGUCUAUUGACGGAAUCUUAACCCUCCUCAGUCUUAGGACAAGUGUCUUGACCCUUGGGAGUCGGACAACUGAGAUCUUAACCCUCCUCAGUCUUAGGACAAGUGUCUUGACCCUUGGGACUCAGACAACCAGAGUCAUACCCUCGGGAGUCUAAUGACUUGGAAUCUUAACUCUCCUCAGUCUGAGUGUUCCUUGGGAGUCAGAUGACUGGAGUCGAAAUUUAUGAACUGAACACAGAAUCUGCUACUGCAUUCAUCAGUGAAAUACAUCUCUUGGAACGGAUUAAAAUUAGAUUCUAUACAAUAAAGCAUUUCAUAUCACACCCUUUGAGAUGUAUUUACAUAUCACAUGAUGUGUUCAGUAGGGCUAGUUUUACAGGUGAUACUGAUGUUGUGUGCCAAGAUAAACUUUGCUCAAAUGAAUGACCUUGACCUGUAGUCAAGGGGUUAUAGGAAUUAUCAAUAAUUAUGCAACACCUUUUCAAGGUCAAAGGAAGGUCAAAUGUGUUAAAAUCCUCUGAUGAAUCUCUAGGUUUAGAAUUAUCAUAUUGGGAUUGUAACUUAAGAGUUUCUGUGAGUCUGUACAAGGACUUCCUAUGUUGUAAGUCUUAGAGGUCUUUAAUAUAAGUAAAUAGAGUUUAUUAUUGUUAUUUAUUAACCAUUUGAAGUAGAACCUUAGCUGAUGAAGUUGAAGAUCAUUAAGACAAUCAAGUGUUAAGUUAAAGAAUCAUUAAUUUUUGUACCAUAAAAUUUAUAAAUUUAUGUUUUACUUAUUGAUUUGAACUAGCUUAGUUAUCUUUUAAGAAAUACCAUAUUUAUUUUCCAAAUCCAUUUUGUCUCUUAUUAUAAUUAUAGCUGAAAUAUUAUCAUUCUAUUUACCAAAAAAAA
Messenger RNA from Pecten maximus, 4683 nucleotides. RefSeq lists its product as uncharacterized. Gene Ontology annotation, molecular function: RNA polymerase II cis-regulatory region sequence-specific DNA binding; zinc ion binding; nuclear receptor activity. The coding region runs from base 312 to 3758 and encodes 1148 amino acids. The record is from RefSeq and is a predicted model, not a curated record. The transcript is spliced from 11 exons. NCBI's taxonomy places the organism in Eukaryota, Metazoa, Mollusca, Bivalvia, Pectinida, Pectinidae. Gene Ontology annotation, biological process: cell differentiation; hormone-mediated signaling pathway; positive regulation of transcription by RNA polymerase II.